GCCCUGAUCAGCUUCCUAAUAAAUUUGACUUGGCAAAUUUCCUUAACGAAAGUCCUCCAGUAAAAAUACCACUUGCACCUAAUCAUUAUUUCCAAUUUAAUACUAGCCUGGGCGGUAUAACUAAAGAAGAGCGAGAUACAUAUUUUGUACUAAGUACAGAAGCGGAAUGCACUUCACUUUAUUUAAGACUUAUAGCACCGUUAAUUUAUCCUCCCUCAUAUGGAAAAACUGAAGACUCGUAUCAUUGUUUAUGGGAUAGUGUUAUAAAAAAUACAAUAGAGACAUUUGGGAUGCAUAGCGGUCGCAAUCGCCCGGACAUGGUGGUAUUAGUGGGAAAUGUUUGUCCUUUCCGAGGUGAAGAGAAGUCCCGGGAAGACUCAAGAGAUCCUUCAAGUGAAUUGGUUGAUAAAAUCGAAGAUUGGUCUUACGGAGAUGCUCCAUAUAUAUUUGCAUACUAUGCUAUUGGUGUUCAAGUCACAUUGGUUAUUUUGUAUAAGCCUGAAAAUAAGAAGAGAAAACUGAACGUUUGUUCUGAAAAAAUUGCAGAAUUUGAUUUAGGACAAUUUCAAACAAUUUUUCGACCAAGUGGAACUGUUAUUGAACUUGGGUAUACAAUUAAAAAAAAAUUUGCGGACGAAAGGCGAGUUACUCAUUUAAAAGAAAUUUAUGGAAUGCUAA
Racocetra fulgida is the source of this 678-nucleotide messenger RNA. The record is from the annotation of a GenBank genome assembly. Lineage: Eukaryota; Fungi; Glomeromycota; Glomeromycetes; Diversisporales; Gigasporaceae.